AUGGCCAUGUUUGGCGAGAAGAAGAAGAAAAAGAAAGACACCGGGGAGGAAAAAGACGAGAAGGAUGGCAAAAAAGAAAAGAAGGACAAGAAAGAUAAGAAGGAAAAGAAAAAACGUGGUCCGACAGUUUGUGAAAUUGCUGAGGUGUCAGCGAUUCCGAAGAAGGACAAACUAAAGCUAUGCAAGGUUUUGAUCGCUCCUGGAAUAGAUCCAGUCGAGAUCGUCACAAGUGCACCUAAUGUGAUAGCAGGGGCGAAGUUCAUUGCUGCACCACCUGGCUAUACAACUGCCAAUGGAGUGGAGGUGAAGGUCUCUAAGGUGGGAGGAGUCGAGAGUGCAGGCAUGUUCUGUGGGCCCAAAGAAAUGGGAUGGGACACGGAUGUGUUGAAUGGUGAUCUUGCGGUGAUGCUGGCUGAGACCGCUGAAGUAGGGGCUUCAGCGCCGUCCUAUGAAGAAGCAGUGGCAGCCUUCCAGCAGAGAGAGAAAGAAGAACAGCAAAAACGGGAGGAGGAAGCAAAGGCAUCAGCUGCAGCGAGUGCCAAGGAGGACAAGAAGGGUAAGAAGAAAAAAGGGAAAGCUGAGAAGGACGAUGAGGACUUGGACGCCAUUCUCGCGGACUUCAAAGAAGAUGCCCCAGAAAAGCCUCCAGAGACGGCAGCUGCGGAAACUCCGAAAGAGCCAAAAGAGGAGGAGCCAAAAGGCAAAAGCGCAAGUCAGAAGAAGAAGGACAAGAAGAAAGGCAAUCAAAAGGAAGAACCCAACGCUGAAGACGAGUUUGAGGCAGCUCUUGAAGAGUUUAAGCCUGAAGAGCCAACUCCAGGUGUUGCUCCUGAGCCUGAAGACGCUGACAAGGCUGAAGAUGAAGCCCUUGAUGCGAAAACUCUUGCAAAUCGAAAGAAGAAGGAGAAGAAGAAGGCAAAGCAGCAGGAGAAGACAGGAGGCGAAGGCAUGUGGGCCACCUCUCCUGCAGAUCAGCCUGAGCAAACAGAAAGCAAGGAACAGGCCAGCAGCAGCAAAGAAGCCGCUUCUAGCAAGGAUGAAGCACUGAGCAAGGCUGCAAAGGGCAAGAAGGAGAGUGCAGUUGUGAAGGCUGCAAGGGAGCGCCAAGAACAAGAACGGAAGCUUGCAGAGGAGAGGAGAGCCUUUGAGGAAGCAGAACGUCUUCGAGUCGAGGAAGAGCAACGGCAGAUUGAAGAGGAGGAGCGGAAGAAAGAGGAGGAGCGACAGCGGAAGCGAGAUGCAAAGGCUGCCAAAAUAGCGAAGCAGAAAGCGGAAGGCACUUAUUUGACCAAGAAGCAGAAGAUGCAAGCCCAGCGUGCUGCGCAGUUGCGAGAGCAGUUUGGCUACACCAUGGAGAGGAAUGAGGAUGAGGAUGCUGAAGCCGACGGGGAAAGGCCGCAGAGAAGGCCAAUGGCAACAAAAAAGAAGAAGCCACCACGGCGACCUCAGGACACAGAAGACAAACCAGCUGAGGAGAAGCCGGAGGAUGAACCAGUUCCCACACCUGAGGACGAAAAAGUUCCAGCGAAGGAAGAGCCACAGGUAGAAGAAGAGGAUGAAGAUGACGAUUGGGAGAAGAAACUUGAGGAAGAGGCAGAAGAGUCCAAGCCCAAAGAUGCAGUCGUUGCCGAUGAAGAGGAUGAGUCGGAAGAUGAGAAGGGCAGUAGCGACAGUGACAGCGACAGCAGCUCCUCUUCGGACGUGGAACUGCGCUCUCCUGUCAUUUGCAUCAUGGGGCACGUUGACACAGGCAAGACCAAGCUCCUGGACAAGAUUCGAAAAACUAAUGUGCAAGAGGGUGAAGCUGGUGGCAUCACCCAGCAAAUUGGUGCCACCUUUUUCCCUGACAUCGCCUUGCAAGAGCAGACCAAAAAGGUGGGCACGGAUUUCGAGUUGGAGGUUCCUGGAGUCCUCAUCAUUGACACUCCUGGUCACGAAUCUUUUAACAACUUGCGCAUGCGGGGUUCAUCGCUGGCCGACCUUGCGAUCCUCGUGAUCGACAUUAUGCACGGAUUGGAGCCACAAACUGUGGAGUCGUUGGAGCUCCUGAAGAAGAGGAAAUGCCCCUUCAUCAUUGCUUUGAACAAGAUAGACAUUUUGUACGAGUGGAACUCGAAACCAUACACCAGUAUUCAAGAAGCUUUGGAGAGGCAAGAGCAAUCUGUGCGUGAUGAGUUUCAAACCCGAUUCCAGAAUGUGGUUCUUCAGCUCAACGAGCGCGGGCUCAACUGCAAUUUGUACUGGGAGAAUGACGACUUCAGGACGGCAGUGUCCAUUGUGCCCACAAGCGCCCUCACUGGUGAAGGGGUGCCAGACCUGUUGUACAUGAUUCUGAAGCUGACUCAAGACUUAAUGGCGGACAAGCUUGAAGUCCAGGAGGAGUUGGAAUGUACGGUGAUUGAAGUGAAGAACAUUGAAGGCUUGGGCACAACUGUCGAUGUCGUACUUCUCAAUGGCACCCUUAGAGAAGGGGACCAAAUUGUCCUGGCCGGCUUGGGUGGCCCGAUCGUGACAACAAUCCGUGCUCUUCUCACUCCACAGCCGAUGAAGGAGAUGCGAGUGAAGAGACUUUGCUUGAUGUGUGUGAGUCCCAAGAACGAGUAUGUGACGCACAAACAGAUCAGUACAUCCAUGGGAAUCAAGAUUUCAGCACCUGGGCUGGAGGAUGCAGUGGCUGGAACUGAGUUGCUCGUUGUUGGCCCAGAUGAUGACAUUGAAGAGCUGAAAGAAGACGAGAGCAUCUUGAAUGACUUUGAGAAGGAACCCGCGGGUGUCUACGUGAAAGCCAGCACCUUGGGCUCCUUGGAGGCUUUGCUGUCUUUCUUGCAGGACAUGAAGAUUCCUGUGUUUGACGACAAGUUCACCAAAUACAUGGAGAAGUUUCGAGAAUCACAGAAGACAGAAACUCGAAAAGUUGCCGUGUUUCCUGUUGUGCUGCAGAUUGACAAGCAGCACAUCUUCCGCAAGCAAGAUCCUAUCAUUUUGGGAUGUCAGGUUGUUGGUGGCCAACUUCGUGUUGGAACCCCGUUGUGCAUACCAGACAAAGGCAACUUGGCCAUAGGCCAUGUGGCUGGCAUUGAGAACAACAAGAAGUCAGUUCCCAAGGCACGUCGAGGUGACACCGUUUGUGUGAAGAUUGAACAGACGACGGCCCAAAACCACAUCAUGUUUGGGCGGCACUUUGAUCACACCAGCCAGCUCUACUCCCACAUCAGUCGGCAGAGCAUAGAUACUUUGAAGGAACACUUCAAGGAUGAGAUGAUCAAGGAAGAUUGGGAGCUGAUCAUUGGAAUGAAGAAAGUUUUCGAGAUUCAAUGA
Molecule: messenger RNA, 3318 nt
Organism: Durusdinium trenchii
Lineage: Eukaryota; Dinophyceae; Suessiales; Symbiodiniaceae
Source: the annotation of a GenBank genome assembly